Molecule: messenger RNA, 2898 nt
Organism: Choloepus didactylus (southern two-toed sloth)
Lineage: Eukaryota; Metazoa; Chordata; Mammalia; Pilosa; Megalonychidae
Gene: YBX3
Product: Y-box binding protein 3
Biological process (GO): regulation of gene expression
Cellular component (GO): nucleus
Molecular function (GO): nucleic acid binding
Source: RefSeq, a predicted model, not a curated record
GGGCCCGUGCGCCGCCUAGAAAAACUUGUGCGGGGCCAUUUUUGGGGCAGUAAGAUCGAGCUAGGAGCCUAAGAGCGAGCGCGCAGCCCGAGAGCUCGAGCCGCCUCCGCCGCGAGACCCCACCUCGGCCGCCGCCGCCUGCGCCGCGAGAUCCGCACCGGCCUCCCCGAGAGCGAGCCCCGGCCGCCGCGACCACCAGCCGCGCUAACCGCCGACCAACCGCCACCGAGGUGCCCGAGUGAGAGCAGAGGAGGCGGCAUGAGCGAGGCGGGCGAGGCCACCACCACCACCACCACCCUCCCGCAGGCUCCGGCGGAGGCGGCCGCCACGGCCCCCCAGGAUCCCGCGCCCAAGAGCCCGGUGGGCAGCGGCGCGCCCCCGGCCGCGGCCCCGGCGCCCGCCGCCCUGGUCGCAGGAAACCCGGGUGGGGACGCGGCGCCCGCAGCCGCGAGCACUGCGAGCACCGCGGCCCCCGCCUCUUCGGCCCCCGCCGGCAGCGAAGACGCAGAGAAAAAAGUUCUCGCCACCAAAGUCCUUGGCACUGUCAAAUGGUUCAACGUCAGAAAUGGAUAUGGAUUUAUAAAUCGAAAUGACACCAAAGAAGAUGUAUUUGUACAUCAGACUGCCAUCAAGAAGAAUAAUCCGCGGAAAUAUCUGCGCAGUGUAGGAGAUGGAGAAACUGUCGAGUUUGAUGUGGUUGAAGGAGAGAAGGGUGCAGAAGCAGCCAAUGUGACUGGCCCGGACGGAGUUCCUGUAGAAGGGAGCCGGUAUGCUGCUGACCGCCGCCGUUACAGACGUGGCUACUAUGGCAGGCGCCGUGGACCACCCCGUAACUACGCUGGGGAGGAGGAGGAGGAAGGGAGCGGCAGCAGUGAAGGAUUUGACCCCCCUACCGCUGAUGGGCAAUUCUCUGGGGCCCGGAGUCAGCUGCGCCGCCCCCAGUUCCGCCCUCAGUACCGGCAGCGGCGGUUCCCGCCGUACCACGUGGGACAGACCUUUGACCGCCGCUCCACGUUCUUUCCCCAUCCCAACAGAAUGCAGGCUGGGGAGAUUGGAGAGAUAAAAGAUGGAGUCCCAGAGGGAGCACAACUUCAGGGUCCAGUCCAUCGAAAUCCAGCUUACCGUCCAAGGUACCGUAGGGGAGCCCCUCGCCCACGACCUGCCCCAGCCGUUGGAGAGGCAGAAGACAAAGAGAAUCAACAAGCGGCCAACGGUCCAAACCAGCCCCCUGCUCGCCGCGGAUACCGACGUCCAUACAACUAUCGGCGUCGCCCCCGUGCUCCUAAUGCUCCUACACAAGAUGGCAAAGAGGCCAAGGCAGGUGAAGCACCAACCGAGAACCCUGCACCAGCUACCGAGCAGAGCAGUGCUGAGUAACACCUGGCUCCCCAGGCACCUAUACCAUCAGCAGGUGACCUAAAGAAAUAAUGACCAUUCAAAUAUAAAGCAAAACCAAAAGCAGACCACGACCUUACCAACACCAAAGAAACAUCCAAGCAAUAAAGUGGAAGACUAACCAAGAUUGGACAUUGGAAUGUUUAUUAUUAUUCUUUAAGAAACAAACAACUACAAAAGGAAGAUGUCAGUGAAUUUUCCAGCAAGCUGAGAUCCCGGGAAUGCCUGCACAGAAGACAAGAGAGCAACCCUCCCCAGUUUCAGCAACCACUAGGUUUAUAUUUUUUUUUCCUGGUUUUUAUGUUUUUGUAAUAUGAAAUUGAACGAAGAAAUAUUAAUAUCACGUGGGGAGGAACCCCAGCCAAAGAAAUAUGAAAUAUAUAGCAAAUGCUUUUUUUCCUUUUUUGUUCUUUUUGGAUGCUGGUGCUAAACUUCCAAGUGUCGUGAUUUAAAAAGAAAUUUUAUGCCCUUCCUAUUUAUUUCUAGAAUGAGGGGAGUGUAACAUUUUUGCUUUCUUAUGUGACUCCGUUUGAAAAUGUGCGGUAUGAAUGACGUUCCUCAAAAAUAAAAUUUUUACCCUUCAUGGGAAAAAAUGUAUAGCUCAAGUAUACUUUCCUAUCUUAGGAUGUGUUUCCUCCACUUCUUUCAUUUGACUUAAUGAAGAAUAAAUUCAAGUCCACGUAUAAAGGUGGAUUAGUGCCAUUUAAUAAGUGUGGGCAUAUGAGUUGGAAAUCAAAGAAAAUGGGAUCCCGUUUGGAAGGGACAGUGGAAAUUAGCAAGUUCAGGAUUUAAGUUGGGUAGUAGGCAGGUUUUGUUUGUGUUGGUUCUCUGUAUCUCUUGAGUAAUCUUAAUCGAGAUGACCUGAUGGCAAUUAGAUUAACCAUUUCAGAUUCAAUGUUAAUUUUCUUUAGAUUAAUGAAGAAGUUAGUAAUUUUAAUAUCCUUGAACUUCCAACCCAGGGAUUUCAACACCAACUGCUGUGUUGUAUGGGUAUAUGUGGGUCUUGCAGAAAAGAGGUAGAGAAACUUUUUCCAACUGCACUACAAAUCUCUCCCCUCCCAGAGGGAGAAGGUGGUGCCCCCCAGGUUGAAAAACACUGCAUUAUAUGUCAUUGCUAUAUAGUUGCUUCUCACACCUACUGCACCUUCAAGUUUAUUCAUUCCUUAAAUCAAGUAUGUAUUGCACCUAGCUUUGUGCCAGACACUGCUCUGGCAGCUAAGAGGGAACAAACCCAGGAGGUUUGAAUAUUUGAUGGGACAGUACCUAUUGAGAAGUGUUAUACAACUCAACAUAUUUGAAUGCCCACUGUGAAACAAGCAUGAUGCUAGGUGAUUUCAGACCACACAUAUCCCAAUUUUAACAGUACUUUAGGAGGUCUUGUGUUUAUUGUGAAGAUGCAAUUUUUAAAGCCCUUUUUUUUUCUCAGUAGAGAGAAAAAAUGUAUUUUUAAAGACUCCUAUUUUAUUUGACAUUUUGAAGUAAUAAAGUUUUUUAAAUCUUGAA